AUGCUCCGCGAAGAUUUCCGAACUGUCUAUGGAGCCAAUAUCACUGGCGUUGUUAUGGUGACGAUGGACUUCGGGGUAAAAAUUUAUCAAAUCGAUAAAAUAAUCAACUAUUAUUUCAGUCGAAGACAAGUUCGACGUUCUGGAGGACUUAUGGUUGUUUUUUGUUGGUCUGUGGGCCUUCUGUUUUUGCUAUAAGCACGUAUAUCAUAUUAGGAAAAAAGGUGAGGGUAAUUUAUGAUGUUAUUCUGGAUUGGACCCAAAAAACCACUUUUGCAGAAAACAAUUUUCACGAGAAAUUGAAUUAGGGUGUUUCCGACCGAACUAUAUACUUUAUUGAAAGAAAUAGAAAGCGUAGUUUAUUCAAAAAAGGUUGAAAAGCUGUAGCGAGAGAACAAAAGGGAUCUGAAGAGACGUCAGAGAAACCAGGGUUCUCUAACUUCUCUGGUGUCUCUUCAGGCUGCUGACGCUCUCUAGCCAGCUUAUCGGAAGUCAUUUUUUUGAAUGAGAAUGUUAAAUUGAUUGAUUUCAAACAUAUGGAAAAAAUUUCUAACAGACUACCAUUAAAAAAAUUCACGGUUUACGAAAAACUUCAAUAAAAAAAGGUGAUUAUUAAUUUUUAUAUACGUUAUUCAUUAUUCAACAAACAAAAAAAGUUGAAAAUUAUAAAAAAAAUUUUUUGAAAAAGUCCCUUUUUUCUCCUGAAAACAUAUGUUACAAUUUUCAGAUAAUGAAGUUUCUGCAAGAGAGCACGUUCAGCUCAGUGACUCGGGUGCUUCAAAAGCAACUUUUCAACGCUUUAGUCGUCCAAACGGCCAUUCCAGUCGUUGUCACGUUUAUCCCCUGCAUUUUCACUUGGUUCUCUCCGAUGCUUGGCAUCAAUUUUGGCAGGUUUAAAUAUUUUCUUUUCAUCUCAGUGCUUUUCUUUACGGUUAAAAGAAAUGUGAACUCCCUCAGCAGCUUUCCUUUUUUCCAUAUUACAGUAUACCACCGCGCGAAAGUAGUUUCCGGUCGGUUGCGCUGAAAAAAAAAAUGCUAAGUGACACGGUUUUUGAAGCGCGGAGUGUUGACUAGGAGGGAAACUUCAAGGGUUUUUGUAGCUUCCCCUUAAGGGAUCAACUUAUUUCCUCCUAUAGGGGCACUAAAGUUAGCAAAAGGGGCAACUCUAGGGGAGCGUGCUUGGUCUCUAUACGUCGUUUUACUAGGAAAAUUUUUAGUGGCCACUAUAGAGGCUCCCCAAGGACUACUUGGAGAGGACACUAAAGUGGCCACUAUUUUCCGUUUUAGUGGCCACUUCAGUAGUUUUUUAUCCAGUGUUCCUUUCAGUGACUCUGAUGAUUUUAAAACAAACAGAUUGGAUCAGUUAUGUUGAUCCAUUGACCCCUAAAAGGCCCCAAAAAUUUUAGUGGUCUAGUAGAAGCACUUAGACCCCUAUAGUGGCCACUAAUUUUUAACCAAACAGUAAUACGUCUUUUUUUUCUUAAAUCAGAAAAUAAAAACUUAAGUUUAGGGCCUCAGGGACCAAAUCCUAAACUCCUAUAGGGACCACUCUGGCGUUCCUGAAUUCAAAAAAAAAAUUCAGAACUUUUUCUUUCCAGGUUCAACAAUUACUACACGGUUCCAAUGUUCAGUUCGUUCCCACUAUGCGACCCACUCGCAAUUAUUUUCUUCGUCGCUGAUUUCCGCAAAACUUUGUUCAGAACUGUCUCGUUGUUCAAGUUUGAUUCAAAAUCAUCAAUUGAGGGCAUUGAACCCCAAAAAACCAUGAUUAACCGACGAAAUUCCCCCGGAAUGAAGUAUUGAACAACUAAUGAUGUUUUUUGAAAAGCAGAAAAAAAAAAUGAAAAUGAGAAAAAUGAGGUGAGAAUUUUGAAAAAAAGAAAAACAAAAGCUUUCGGAAAAAUCGUCAUUUCCUCAUCAUUAUCUGGUUUAUAUCUAAUUCAAAAAGAGGUUGAAAAAAACCUUGAAUUAGAGAAAACUUUUGAAAAAGUCUUCACUUUGUUCUAAAUAUAAGCUUUUUGCUCUUUUUCACAUUGUUCGAAGAAGCUGAUGAACUGGAAGUUUUUUUUCCCGGUUCUGCAAUUUUUGGUUUUUCGUCAACUUCAUUUUCUUGUUUUCCCACAGCUUUGAAGGCGCAUAGAUUGAAGUUUCGUUCUUUGCAUUAAUAAUGAGAAAAAGGUGAAGGAUAUAUAAAAGUUAAUUUAUCCAAAAAAAUCGUUCACGGGGCGCACUUGAAACACAACUCACUUCAAAUUAUAAAAAAAUUUCAAAACUUUCUUUUUCCAUCGAAAAAAACUUCCGUAUCUAAUUAUUUUUCAAGUAUGAAUGGCUAACUGGAGGUCAGUAGCAGCUACGAAGUGAUUUCUUGGAAUUGCGCCCGACCAGAAACGACUUACCCAUGGAGGCAUCAAUAAUCGCAGCUUUUACUCAUUCCCCGUGCGACCUUUAACUCAAAUUCGUAGAAAAUGAAGAAUCUUCAAAUUAUCCUUCAUACUCCUUCAACUGAAUACACUUCUUCCGAACAGAAUUUCUAAAGGCGAUUUCUGAGAAAACUCCAAUACUCUUGAUUUCACCAUUGAGAAAAAACGUGGGACUUUUCAUUCCCAUAUUUUUUUUUGUAGUCAAGUGGAAAAUUCGUGUUCUCUUUUUUGGAUGACUCAAUGUUAUUUUGGAACAUAUUUCUGUUCAUGUUAUCUUAUUUUCCAGGCGUCAUCAAAAUUUUGAUUAGUUUCGAAAGCUCAACGUACCGUGAAGAUACGCUUCAGUGUUUUUCUUCGAAGCCUUGCAGCUUUUUUUGAAAAAACUCUUCAAAAAGCAUAAUAUUUUGCUCCACAAGGCGCUUAUUCAUUUUCGCAAAACUGGCAAGAUGUGUGCUCUUGAAUUUCGAAAGCUGAUGAAGUCAUUUUUAGUUAGAAAGGUUCUCGUUUGCACUUCGUCUCCUCCUGGCUUUAAAAAGACUCCUCCUUUUUUUGAAAAAAAAACCAGAAUCUCACAUUCCUUUUUCCCAUCAGUUUUUUUUUACGUACAAUUGAGAGCGAAGAAAAGCUAAAUUGAGAGCCAGAAACCGCCGAGAGAGAGGCCAAAGAAGUCAGAUUUUCUAUUUUUCUCUGUCGUUUCUUCAGGUUUUUAUUGGUCUCUCGCUUUAUUCUUUUUCAAAAUUAUACUUUUGAGUAUAAUUUUAUUUUUUUAUAAAAUUGGGCGUUAGAAAACGAGAGAGACGAGGAAAAAAAGCAGUGGAGACGUGAAGAGACACCAGAGAAAGAUAAAAAAAGCUAGCUUCUCUGGCGUCUCUUCACAGCGGCGGGAAUCUCUCGCUUUCAAUUUUCAACCUUUUUGAGGCUGACUUUUACGAAGAAAAAAAUCAAGAAGCUCAUUUUUGUAAACCAAAUCUCCAAAUCCGAAAUACUUUUAAUUUUACACUACGGGAUACUAAGAACACGUUAUAAAUCAGAAAAAAAAAGAAAAAAGAAUAUAUUUCAUAUCUAGGCACUAGCAGAACAACCAAGAAUCAAUUUUGACAAAAAAAGACAGAAAAUCUUUCAAAAAGUCCCACGAGAAUAAUUAACAACCUUUUUUGCAAAAAAUAAAGAUUUUCAAAAACCAGAAUAGGAGCUAAUAGACCAGAAUAAUUAUGAUGCUUUUUGAAGAAAAUAAAACAUCUUUUUUCGUUAGAACUCUACACUUCCCGUUUUCUCAUAAAAACUGGGGUUUGCCGUGUAAAAAUACUCUCUUAAGCGAUCCUAUAAGAACAAAAAGUCAUGUCGAGAUUUUAUCCUCGAAUUUCAAGUAUUUUAUAGAAAGUAUAUUAUUCUUGAGUUACUUUAACUUUCGAAAAUUUUCAUUUCCAAAAAAAGUUGAACAUGAAGACCCGAAAAGCUGGAUAUUCUCAAAUUUUAGCUUUUUAAAAUCCUUUAAAUACUACAGUGACCACUUAAGUCUUGCCUAGCCUUUUCAGAAGUAACUUUGAGCUCAAAACCCUAUAAGGACCCCUUAAGCUUUUCCAGCUUUUCAGAUAUGAUCUAUUCAGAUUGUGAAUGUCAAGUUCUCGCUGAAGCUCCGCCCCCUAAUGGCGCGAUAAACCAACCAGAGAGCGAGCCAUCCACAGAGCGUUUUCGAAUGACGUCAUUCUACUUGACAUUCAAAAUCUGAACAGACUAUAUAGCUGAUUCACGGCUAACUAAGGGGGCGUGGCCUGUCUGCGCUCUCCACGAACCAGGCACUCUCUCGUGCAUUAUCGUGUCAGGACCCAUAGCUUGAGCUUUUUUUUCAUUUCUUUGUUCUUUUUUCUUACCAGGUAACUUCAGGUACCUUCAAAAGCUCAAAACCCUAAAGUAACUACUAAAAUGUAGCCUGUUCCGAUGACUCAAACAAGGAAAAACUCCACUUUUCUUCGUUUUGUUUUGAUUUUCAGUCCCUUAUAUUUUGUCAAAUUGUAGCUUUUUUGAACUCGCUGCAAUAACAAACGUAAUUCUCCCCAAUUUAUGACUUUUGCAGGUCUUUUUUUUUUUCAAAAUGGCCGCUGUGGACGUUGGCGAGAUUCCAAAAUGGAUGUGUAAUAUAUUAUCCGGCGCCUCACUGGUUUUGAACCCUAUUUUGAUCCGAGUCAUUUGGAAAUCGAGUAAAAAGAAGAGAAUGACCAAGACCUACAGUAACCUGCUCACUAGUUUCUGUUGUUUCGAUAUUCUAUACUCGAUUAUGGAUUUCAUGGCUGGAAUGGUUGGUUUGACUUUUUUAAAAGUAAAAAAAAAUUAUUUUAGGCACUCCAUCAGAAAAGAUCGGUAGUCUGCUGUUUCAUGCGUGGUGGCUUAUUGGCUGGUGUAAGUGGUUUAUUUUUUGAAAAAGUUGGUCGCAUUUGGAAUGGCUCAGAGUAUCUCGACCUUAUUACGGUUCAACAGCAUCUUUUUUCAUGCAUUAAGCUUUACAAUUCGAGUUAAUGGAGAAAUAUGUAGAUUCAAAAAAAAAGCGAGAGAACUGAGGCGGAGUGAAGAGACUCCAGAGAAGUCAGGGAUUCUCUCUUUCUCUGGCCUCUCUUCUAAAACCAUUGUUCUCUCGUUCCUACUUUUCAGUCUUAAAUAGUCCAAGUAAGGCUCCAGAGUUAGGUGUGUAGAAAAUUUUCAAUUAUCACGGUCCCAUAGGGAAUGGCUUGCACCCGACUUUUCGCGACUUGCGCGUUGUCAGGACUCAGAGAGAAUCUUUUUGGACAAACGUAGCAGCUACUUUCAGAAAAUUGAUCUAAAACGUUCCGCAAACACUAUUCUUUCGUUUGAACUUCAAAAAAAAGCCGAAAAUCUUCGAAAAUCAUUGUCUGACCUUUAUUGAACUUUCAGACCUCCCUGGCUGCUGGAGCCUUUAUCACACGUUGUGCUUUCAUUGGCCUGAGUUACGGGGUUCUUCAACUCCACUUCAUUUACCGUUACGUGGUCUUGUGCAAGUAAGAGCUCAAAAAUAGGUAUCCUCAUUGAGAAGAUUUCUCAGGCCAACCCUGGAACAUUUCUUUGCCGAACCCCUCUACAUAUUCUGCUCCUUCAUGUUGGUUCUCUCCCACGGAAUCAGUUGGGAGCUCGGAGUCUGGUUUCUCUACGACCUACCGCAAACUAGAGAGCUAUUGAGAGAAGAUUUCCGAGAAAUUUAUCAAACCGAUGUUUCUGAGGUGGUCAUGUCGACCAUGGAUCUGGGAGUGAGAUUUUAGAAACGAAAAAGUCAUUUUUGAAAAAAUUGCAGUCAAUUCUUGGAUCGACGGUUCUGAAGAGUUGGGGAUGUUUGGCCACGACAGCGUUUCCGUCCGUCGUCGCUGUUGUUACUUAUAUUGUUCUUGGAUAUAAGGUAUCACUUUUACAUGAAUAGCUUGAGGAAAUCUAUAGAAUUAUUAAUGAUAUUAAUUGAUUCACAGAAAAUAAGGAAAAAAAAAUCUGAAACUUUUUUGAACUUUUGUUAUCUUAAUUUCAUAAAAUAUUCUUCUACCUACGUUCUAUCAAUCAAAAUUUGUUCUGAUUAUCUUCAAAAUAGUCAGUCAUGAUUAGUCAAAGAUGAGUAAAAAUAAGAAUAACUAGAGACAGGAGAGCUUAAUGACGUCAUUUCUCACCCAAUAUGCUCGUAACUUUUAAGAAGAACUUCGCCAGGGAUUAUCUCAAAACUUUGAUCCGCUAAAUCUUGAAAAGAUCAGUCCAGAAUAUAUUUGAAAUGAAUAAGGCUAACACCGAAUUUUCGUGAGAAACCUAGGGCUUGAAAAAGAAUAUGGUAAAAAUAUGAGUAAAGCCCAGUUUAGGAUCUAGAAAGUCGAGAAAACUGUACAAAGCAGGGUUUUGGUACUGCUAGAGCUUCUAGUUUUCAAAAUAAUCAAAUCUAACUGGGAAAAAGUUAGGUGGCCACUAUAGAGGCUCGCCAAGGGCUACUUGGAGAGGUCACUAAAGAGGCCACUAGUUCCCGUUUCAGUGGCCACUAUAGAGUUUUUCUAUUUAUUGGCCACUUCAGUAGUUUUUCAUCCAGUAUUCCUUCCAGUAACUCUGAUAAUUUCAAAACAAACAGAUUGGACCAGUUAUGUUGAUCCAUUGACCCCUUAAGUGGCCACUAAAAUUUCUAGUGGUCUAGUAGUAGCACUUGGACCUCUAUAGUGACCACUAAUUUGACUACUAUAGUGGCCACUAAAACGUCAAAACCCUAUAGUGGCCACUAAAAAUUUUCCCAGAAUAGAAUUAGGAUGAGCUCAAUUUUGAGAUUUUAUCUCAUAUCAGAAAAAUUACAGCUUAUUCACACUCUAGAGUGAAAAGAGCCCGCUAGAAAUUAGAAAAUUUUCCAAAGUUCAGUUAUUAAACUUUUUGAAGCACCUCCUAUUUUCAGAUCACCACCCACCUCGAAAAAAGCACCAUCAGCACUGCUGCUCGCAAACUUCAAAGGCAGCUUUUCAUAGCCCUUGUGGUUCAGACCACGGUCCCAGUGGUUAUAACUCUAUUCCCUUGUUUCUUCACCUGGUUCACGCCUUUUAUGGGCAUCAAUAUUGGAAGGUAGCAUUUCUACCUUUCCAAUUGAUCGAUUGAUUUUCCAGGUUCAACAACUACUACACGGUCCCCUUGUUCAGUUCAUUCCCGCUUUGCGACGCUUUGGCCGUGAUUUUCAUCGUUUCCGAUUUCCGCAAAAUCUUCUUCCGAGCAUUCAGAAAGAGAAACGAAAAUUCAAUCGCAUCGAGUACAGAAGCCCAAACUGUUACCGUACGAAAAAGGACUGUUUGA
Caenorhabditis auriculariae is the source of this 7223-nucleotide messenger RNA. Lineage: Eukaryota; Metazoa; Nematoda; Chromadorea; Rhabditida; Rhabditidae. The record is from the annotation of a GenBank genome assembly.